AUGUUUGUCCAUACGUUGUUGGCAAACCUGUCCGUGGGGGAUGUGGCUGUCCGCGUAUCAUUCCUGCUGAGUGCCUUGUCAAUAGCCUGGGUCGUGUACCAGCGCUUCAUCAGCCAGCUGUGUUUCAUCCCCGGUCCUUUCCUCGCAUCCAUCACCCCCUGGGUGCAACUCUAUCACGGUCUGAAAGGCGACCGGCAUCUGUGGCUGCACCGCCUGCAUCAGAAAUACGGCACGCAUGUGCGCGUGGCGCCCAACUUUGUCUCGGUGAACACGGCGCGCGGCCUGCACGAUAUCUACGGGCACGGCAAGCGGCUGCGCAAGGCCAACUUCUACAACGCCUUCCCCGCCAUCAAGGGCGUGUACAACACGCACAAUGCAAUCGACAAGACGAUGCACGGGCGCAAGCGCCGCGUGCUGAGCCAGGCGUUCUCCGACCACGCGCUGAAGAGCAUGGAGGACGUGAUGCUGCUGCAUGUGCGGCAGCUGUGUGCGGCGCUGGCGGGCGGCAGCGCCGCGGGCCAGAAGGCCGUGUUCAACCUGGGCGAUUACUUCAGCUACCUGACGUAUGAUGUGAUGGGCGAACUGUGCUUUGGGAAGAGCUUUGACAUGCUCGUUUCGAGCGGGAAGCGGAAGCUGAUCGAGCUGGUGGAUCGGGCGGCGAAUCGGCACUAUGUGUGCGGACUGUGGAUGCCUCUGGACACGUGGCACCUGGACCAGAUCUUCAUCCACAAGCUGACCAACGAUCGGUGGAACUUCAUCAUGAACUCACGCGUGGAAGCCAACGCGCGCGCCAAGGAGCGCGCGCAGGCUGGCCGCGAGGCCAAGAAGGACUUCUUCUACUACCUGCUCAACGCCAAGGACCCGGAGACGGGCAAGGGCCUGACCACGCCGGAGCUCUGGGGCGAGGCCAACGUGCUGAUGAUCGCAGGCAGUGACACCACCUCGACGACCCUGUCCGCGACGCUGUUCUACCUGGUGCGCGACCCGCGCGCCCUGGCGCUGCUGCAGAAGGAGGUCCGCGACGCCUUCACCUCGGUCGAGGAGAUCAUCACGGGGCCCCAGCUGAACGAGCUCGUCUACCUCAAGGCGUGCCUCGACGAGGCCAUGCGCCUGGCGCCCGCGGUGCCUGGUGCGCCGCCGCGCGAGAUCCUGGAGGGCGGCGCCUCGGUCGACGGCGUGUUCCUGCCCGCAGGCACCGACUGCGGCACCCCGACGUACUCGGUCCAUCGGCAGGCGGAGUACUACCCGGAGCCGGAGACGUACAUCCCCGAGCGAUGGAUCGAGGGCGCGACAUGCAAGACGGCGACGGAGUCGUGGCAGGUCAGCAAGGAGGCCGUGGAGGUGGCGCGCCGGGCCUUCUGCCCGUUCAGCAUCGGGCCCCGCGGGUGUAUUGGGAAAAGCAUGGCGUUCAUGGAGAUGCGGCUGACGAUUGCGCGGCUAAUGUUCCUGUUUGAUUUCGAGCUGGCGGACCGCCGGGGCGAAGACGAAAAGGGCCAGUUGGCUCUGGUGGAUCAUUUCACCAGCGCCAAGUACGGGCCCAACGUGGUUGUUCGGAAAAGGGAAAUGUGA
Molecule: messenger RNA, 1569 nt
Organism: Aspergillus clavatus NRRL 1
Lineage: Eukaryota; Fungi; Ascomycota; Eurotiomycetes; Eurotiales; Aspergillaceae
Product: cytochrome P450
Exons: 3
Coding region: 1-1569 (522 amino acids)
Molecular function (GO): iron ion binding; monooxygenase activity; heme binding
Source: RefSeq, a predicted model, not a curated record